AUGGAUUCUGCAAAUUUAUUUCUGUUUCUGAUUGGAUUGACAAUAUAUUUUUGGUGCAGGUAUUAUUGUAGACCUGAUUAUGAUAUUGAUGAAGAUUCAGGAGAUAUUCCAGUAAUUCAUCAAAUAUCCUCCAGAAAUUUCGGUAUUAUAGUUGAACCUAUCAGAGAUCGACUGCCUAGUUAUGAUGACAGCUUGUUCAUUAGUCGUCCACUUAAUGUAUCUCAACUUAGUCUCCAAAACGAUCGCAGAUCAUCAAUAAAUUCACAAGUGUCCCUCCUAUCAUCAGGAAUAUACUCACAUCAUUCGCUUAUAGACAUUCCAGAGGAAACUGAAAGUCUGCCUAGUUAUGAUGAAGCCAUUGCAGAAAUGGCUCGUCAACAAAGUCAAAACUCAUCGUGUACCAAAAGCUAA
This is a messenger RNA of Chironomus riparius, 411 nucleotides long. The record is from the annotation of a GenBank genome assembly. Lineage: Eukaryota; Metazoa; Arthropoda; Insecta; Diptera; Chironomidae.